AUGAUUGAAUGCAGCAGGUCCCAAUCAUCGUCCACCAUCCAUACAGAUGUUGAUCACAAUCCAAGGGCCAUGUCGCGCCCUCGAAGUUUCACCGAAUCUAUCAAGAGAUCCAGCAUGAAUCAGAAUACAGAACCAGAGUAUCCGAGUGGUAAUGUCAUCAACCAGAGUGAAAAAGAGGAACAUACAGAGGGCUCGUCAAUUGAAGAAUCUAUUGUGAAACAUCGUAUCAACAAAGAUAUGGAUCUAGAGAGAGGUGCCAAACCAGAGUCUGAAGACGCAAAUAGAAAAACAUCAACUUCAGAUGUUAAGCUGGUCACCUGGGAUGGUCCCGACGAUUCAAAGAACCCGAAAAACUGGACACUUCAGCAAAAGUGGACUGCCGCCAUCAUAAUGUCCUUUUUCACCUUGAUUUCUCCGAUAUCAAGCAGUAUGGUAGCUCCAGCAUUAGAAAAGAUGGCAUCUGAUCUAGAGAUCCACAGUGACAUUACUCUCCAACUAUCCUUGUCGGUUUUCGUCCUCGCAUACGCAAUCGGUCCUCUUGUCCUCGGCCCUUUGUCCGAGAUAUACGGUCGACUUGUGGUACUCCAGCUCGCAAAUCUGUUCUUCCUCGUUUUCAAUAUCGGAUGCGCCACCUCCCAGACUAAAGUGCAGAUGAUUAUUUGUCGGUUCUUCUCUGGUCUGGGAGGAAGCGCCCCAAUGCCUGAAGAGCGUGGUAAGAGUGUUGCAAUAUACAGUCUCGCUCCACUCCUAGGACCAGCUGUCGGACCCAUCGCAGGCGCCUUCAUUGCCGAGAAGACAUCAUGGAGAUGGGUCUUCUGGUCAACUUCCAUUCUGGACGCAGUGAUAGCCAUAGUUGGUAUUUUCUUUCUUCGUGAAACAUACGCGCCAAAAAUUCUGCUCAACCGUGCGAGAACGCUUCGGAAGGAAACGGGUGACAACUCAUACGAGACCGAAGUUGAAAUCCAAAACAAAUCCAAAUCCCUUGGACAACGACUCGGCGAUGCAUUUGUGCGACCAUUCCGCCUUCUCUUCACGCAACCCAUAAUCAUAGUGCUGGCUCUCUACAUGGCCUUCGUAUACGGCAUCAUGUACCUAGUCCUAUCCACCUUCCCACGCCUCUGGACAAACCCAUCCUACUACAACGAAUCCGUCGGAAUAGGUGGCCUGAACUACAUUUCCCUCGGCGUAGGAUUCUUCUUCGGCUCCCAAACCUGCGCUCCACUGAACGACCGAAUCUACCGCACGCUCAAAGCGCGUAACGCCGGAGUUGGGAAUCCGGAAAUGCGCGUCCCACUCAUGAUCGUCGCGUCUGUUUUCGUUCCAGCUGGUCUAUUCAUCUAUGGCUGGACAGCUGAGAAACAUGCCCACUGGAUCGCACCCAAUAUAGGCACGGCUCUCUUUGGGAUAGGGGUUAUCAUGGCUUUCCAGUGUAUCCAGACUUACUUGGUUGAUGCAUAUACCCGUUAUGCAGCUAGUGCACUUGCUGCAGCGUCGGUCCUGCGCUCCCUUGCCGGCUUCUGUUUUCCGCUCUUCGCGCCUUAUAUGUAUGAUUCUCUACGUUUUGGAUGGGGUAAUAGCGUGCUUGCAUUUAUUUCUAUCGCCGUUGGAGUUCCGGCUCCUUUGUUUUUGUGGCGAUAUGGUCCCGUACUUAGGCAGAAGAGUCCAUUCGCUGCUGGCUAG
This is a messenger RNA of Penicillium taxi, 1680 nucleotides long. Its product is annotated as MFS transporter. Bases 1 to 1680 code for a protein of 559 amino acids. Gene Ontology annotation, molecular function: transmembrane transporter activity. The record is from RefSeq and is a predicted model, not a curated record. NCBI's taxonomy places the organism in Eukaryota, Fungi, Ascomycota, Eurotiomycetes, Eurotiales, Aspergillaceae. Gene Ontology annotation, biological process: transmembrane transport. The transcript is spliced from 3 exons.